Molecule: messenger RNA, 3283 nt
Organism: Marchantia polymorpha subsp. ruderalis
Lineage: Eukaryota; Viridiplantae; Streptophyta; Marchantiopsida; Marchantiales; Marchantiaceae
Source: the annotation of a GenBank genome assembly
AACAAUGAACGCGCGAGGGCCCAAACCUGAUUGAGCACCGCGACAGGGCAGGGCAGGGGCGUCGCUGCAAGGCCGUGUUGCUUUGGGCAGGCGAGAGAGCCCUCGGUCUGAUUACAGAUUGCUGUCCCUUUUCGCUCCUGGUGAGGUGGAGAGGUGUGGAGUAGUUUCUAGGAGUGUGUAGAGAAUUCGAGGAGUGAGGCGGAAGAGUGCGAAGCGCGGAGGCGGAGGUCUCAUGUAGGAGGGGAAUUGGUGGGCGGAUGAUGGUGGAGAGAAGCUAUGGCGAGCAACCCCGCAGCACCGGUGCUGUCUCCACCACCGCUUCUACCUCCUAGACCCGGGUACUGGCGACCACCACCAGCGAAUGUCGCAUUUUCGGAGAGUAGUUUUGGUCGCCAUGGAAAGCUGUCGGCAAUUUUGGAGCCUGUGAUCGAAGCGAGGCAGAAUAGGGCCAAGGAGCAACAGCAGUUGCUGCAGCAGGGGUGGGGAGCGGUGGAAGGGCGGCCCGAGGAAGACAAGCGCCAGGGGAGUCCUACUUCUGCAGCAGCUGGGGCUCGGAAUGAGAAGGAUGCCACCCAUGCCACCCAUGUCCCGACCUGGAAAAAGUACGACAAAGAUGGCAAUGGUUCGACCGGUGCCAAGCAAGCGCCGGAGAUUGGCUCUGGAGGAGAUUGGAGAGAAGAGGCGAAGGCCGCCACCUCUUACCCAGUCGGAGGUUCUCUGCAGAGAGCGAACAAGCGCCGAAUUGGGAAGCACCGCGACGAGAAGCUGCCGUGGCGAACAGGAUUGUCUGCCCAUGGCGUGCUUCUUUUCAACGCCAUUUCCGAACUGGAAGGAGCUCAGAGUCCGGAACCUCUCUUGGAUGCAGCUGACGACACGCUCUCGUUGCAUGACUUGCUGUGUAUGAUAAAGACUUUUGGAAAUGAUGGGAGGUGGCAGAAAGCCCUUCAGGUAUUCACUUGGAUGCGAAAGCACGAGAAAUUGAACCCGGACGAGCCCACCAUAGCGAGUAUGUUGAGAAUUCUGGGCCGGGAAAUGCAGCUCACGACUGCCAUAGAGAUUUUUGAGAGCCUGAAGGGUGAGGGAUAUGGGCUGAAUGUAUACUCCUACACAUCUCUCAUUAGUGCGUACGCACGCAGCGGAAGAUCCCAAGACGCCCUUGCACUUUUCGAGAGGAUGAAGGAGGAAGGCUGCAGGCCGAACUUGGUGACCUACAAUGUCGUAAUCGACAUUUACGGGAAGCGAGGUCGUUCUUGGGACAAAAUUCAGGAUUUAAUUGUCGAACUGAGGAGCCAGGGAUUCCGACCGGACAGGUACAGCUACAAUACGAUGAUCAGUGCCUGCGCCCGGGAGUCCUUGUGCAAAGAAGCCAGGGGUAUAUUUGAGGAGAUGAAAGAGGCAGGAUGUAACCCGGACAAGGUCACCUACAAUGCGCUUCUGGAUGUUUACGGGAAGGCAGGUUGGCACAAAGAAGCAUCCAGGGUUUUGCAGGAAAUGGAGAAAGCAGGGUGCCCACCCAAUAUCGUCACAUACAACGAGCUUCUGGCCGCUUAUGGGAAAUCCGGGCUCCACGCUGAAGCUUUGGCCCUGAAGCAGCAGAUGGUCAGCAAGGGCAUGGAGCCAGACGUCUUCACUUACACUAGUCUUCUUUUCGGGUACAGUUCUGCCGGGCAGGACCGUCUGGCUAUGGAUACUUAUCUGGAAAUGUGUGCAGGAGGGUGUAAGCCGAAUUUGUUCACAUUCAAUUCUCUGAUAGACAUGUUUGGGAAAAAGAAAAUGUUCUCCGAGAUGCUUCAAAUUUUUGAUGAUCUUAGGGACAGUGGGUGCGCUCCGGAUGUUGUUACGUGGAACAGUAUGUUAGGUGCCUAUGGUAGGAAUGGUAUGUACGAGGAGGUGGCUAUGGUGUUCAAGAAUAUGAAGAAGGCCGGGUGCAAGCCCGAGAAAGAUACUUUCAACAUUUUAAUCGAUGCCUAUGGGAGAUGUGGUUCAGCUGAUCAAGCAGUGGGAAUUUAUCACGGGAUGCAACGAGCAGGUUGCAGGCCAGAUAUCGCCACUUUCAAUGCCCUACUGGCAGCCUUCGCCAGGGAAGGACGAUGGGAAUCCACCGAAGAGCUUGUGAUGGAAAUGCAGAAGAAAGGCCACGAGCCCAACGAGGUAUCAUACGCUUCAAUGCUGCACGCUUACGCGAAUGGAGGUCAAUUGGUGCGCCUCAAGAAGAAAGUCGAAGAAAUCUAUGCCUUUUACAACAACACUUUGGAUACUGUCUUGUUGAAAACACUGGUUCUGGUUUACAGCAAGUGUAACCUGUUGGAUGAGGCGGAGCUCGCAUUUGCAGAGCUUCAAAGGAACGGAUACACGCCCGACCUCAAUGCCUACAACGCAAUGAUCACAGUUUACGGAAAGAGAGGACGAGUGGACAGGGCCACGGACUUGCUGGACACACUUAAGCUAAAUGGGAUUGCCCCAGAUUUGGUCACCUACAACGUUGUAAUGAGUAUGUACGGACGAGAAGGGAUGUACAGAAAAGCAGAGGAGGUUUUGCGGGAGAUGCAGCAAGCAGGAACGAAGCCCAACAUGAUUACUUACAAUACGCUAAUAUUUGCGUAUACCAAGCAUGGACGCAUGGAGGAUGCAGCUAGAAUAUUUUUGGAAAUGGUGGAUGCUGGAUUGAAGCCCAACAUAUUCACCUAUAAUACUUUUGUUAGUAGCUAUGCAAACCUUGGCAUGUACACGGAAGCCAUGAAUGUUCUGAAGUACAUGAAAAGGAAUGGUUGCAAGCCCGAGGAACUCACGUACCGAGGACUUUUGGACGCUUACUGUAAAAUGGGCAAAGUUAGACAGGCUAAUCAAAUUCUUCAAUGGAUCAAGGACACUGAUCCCGCUGUUGAUAGAGCUGCUCUCAAGCGGAUCUCCGCGCGGGUAGAAGCUUGGGGUACAAAUCACACAAGAUCUUGAUCCAUCAACUUGUAAGUAAUUAUGUUAAGAGAGGAGUUGCAUCGCAGCUGUUCGCACUGAAGUGCUUUGUGUUUGAUUCCCUCUUGUGUAAAAUGUCGAUUUUCAUGUGCAGAACUACCAUCCUUGUUGGGCACAUGACAGGAAAUUAUUGAAGUCCACGUUUGUGUAUGAUCUUAGUUAUCGCAAUUUUUGUGAGGUGCAAUUUAUGUCGGACAUUGAAGGGCUACGGUAAUGAGAGUAUUCAACAUACAUCAACUGUAACAGUCAUUAUCUUUCCUUCUACAACCCUCGUGCUUUUCUAAGCUGCCUCUGAAACCAAGAACUAGCAGAG